This is a messenger RNA of Pararge aegeria (speckled wood butterfly), 381 nucleotides long. Its product is annotated as ejaculatory bulb-specific protein 3-like. The coding region runs from base 1 to 381 and encodes 126 amino acids. The record is from RefSeq and is a predicted model, not a curated record. Lineage: Eukaryota; Metazoa; Arthropoda; Insecta; Lepidoptera; Nymphalidae. The transcript is spliced from 2 exons.
AUGAAAUACCUGGUAAUCCUCGCACUGUUUGCCUUCGUGGCUGCGCGCCCCAGCGAUGACUACAGUCGCUACGAGAUCUUCGAAGUGGACGAUAUCGUUGGCAACGUACGUUUAUUGGGUGGCUAUACGAAAUGCUUCGAAGGUUUGGGCAAGUGCACUCCUGAGGCCGCACACUUUAAAAAAUUGAUUCCGGAGGCUAUGCAAUCCAGUUGUAAUAAAUGUUCAGAACAUCAGAGAACCCUCAUUGCCCGCGUGAUCCAAGCAAUCGUCGAGAAACUGCCCGAAGACUGGAAGAAGUUGAAUCAGAUCCACGACCCCGAAGGCAAAUACAGCGAAGAUAUCAUAAAGUUUGUAGACGAAUACGCCAAAAAGGAGCAAUGA